AUGGUAGGUUUGUGUGCAGCCCAGCCGUACUACAGUUACUCUAUAGGAUUUCCGCUCAAGUGCCAGGACAACAAGAGUUUGUUUCUGAACGCGUCCAUCAACCUGUCGCGUGCGUUGACUGCGCGAUUCGAAGACGCUACGGGCGUGCUGGGUGUCAUCGAGCUGAACAACAGUAUCUCCAGUGCCGCUGUCUACAACAGGUCAAGCGUGAACCACAGCCAGGUGAACUUGGAGUCAGCAAACUCCAGCGAGCACUACCAGAUCUCGACAGAGACGGGUGGUUCUGAUCGCGAGACGGGUUGCUACGAGAAGCAUUUGACGGCAAGCAGAGGUUAUAUUUCCUCUGCGUUCGAGCACAACACGUGCGAAUGGCCGUUCGGUGUCUACGUUUGUGGAUCCACUUUCUGCAUCUCAGAAAGCACGGAAGGGA
Molecule: messenger RNA, 430 nt
Organism: Symbiodinium necroappetens
Lineage: Eukaryota; Dinophyceae; Suessiales; Symbiodiniaceae
Source: the annotation of a GenBank genome assembly